Molecule: messenger RNA, 9408 nt
Organism: Alternaria atra
Lineage: Eukaryota; Fungi; Ascomycota; Dothideomycetes; Pleosporales; Pleosporaceae
Exons: 3
Coding region: 1-9408 (3135 amino acids)
Source: RefSeq, a predicted model, not a curated record
AUGCUGACUACUUUACCACAGAUUGUACUCCUCGAAAGCCCUUACACCAUGUUGUCGGCGACGGCUACGGCCUACGUCAUUCACCAUGUCGUACUUCCGCCGAAGCUACCGCAACAAGACGAUCGUAGCACCGCGCAUGAUUUGGUCCUGUUCGAGAUUGUCGUCCACGCCCUCAAAUCUCUGAAACCAUACGUCAACAAAGAGCAUGUCGAGACUGUCAUGGCUGCCAUCGCAACAGUCGAGAACCUCCAGAUCUGUCGCGAUGACCACGGCAACAACAGUCAAGGUCAACUACAAGAUCUUCUUGCCAAAGCUGCAAAUGGUGGCACUAUUGGUGCAGUACCGCUAGAGGUCAAAGCACAGAAUGCCGGAAUUCUGGUCAGCCGAUCUUCGACUAACUUGAACUUCGAGUUCUUUGAGCUUUCUCCCAAAAACGAGGCGGCUAUGUGUUCAGGACGGCUUGUGAGAGAGUUCCCAGGCUACGCAUCAAGGAUACCGACUGUAGAUGUCAACCCAGAUCUUAUUGAAUCGAUCUCUAGAACUAUAGCCACGAUGACGACUCAGACAGCUCCAGGCUUCCAACCUCAAAUUACCAAGAACAAGAAGAUCAUGAACGAACAACGUGAUACAACCCAUCCAGGCAUGGUCACAGACUUCCUCAUGAAUUUCAUCACCGCUCUUGGCGAGUCGACGAAGCUACAGCGCAUCACGAAGCAUACCCGUGAGGAGGUUCUCUGGAGUAACUGCCUAUCACCAUGGCGACGAUCUCCAGUGUGGCUCCUGCUACGUGUAUCGCUACAGCUGCUCUUCGCUCGCAAGGCACCUGGCAGGCUUAACGCGGAUGGCCUCUACAAAGCCUUUAUGAUUUUCAUGCUAGCGCGAGUACUUGAUCUGGCUAAGCAACACUGGGAAGACAUGGGCAGCGAGACUAUUCACAUCAUUUUGGCCAAGUUGACGCGGCGAUUGCGCAAGUUCGAGCAGCUCAAGCAGACAGAUUACCUACAGCCAGGCUGGGCGCCUCACAUUCAUGACAGGAUGAUCAAUGCCCACGUAUUCAUCAAGCAGCACUGGCAGACUCGGAUCGACAACUCGCGAGCAAAUAUCGACUCCAGCGCCAUUGCCAAGCUCAAACCUAAGGCUGAUAUUGAUCUGGACCUGUCAGGCUUAGACGCGUUCUUGUUAGGCAUCAAAGCUCGCCAGCGAGAGGUUUCCCUGUCUACGUUCAUACCCACCUCUGAGUAUCCAUCUUACCAAGCUGUUCAGCUGCCGAACAGCCUGGAGUCGUCCCAUCCACAUGAAGACACACUCCUCCGCUUGGCUGCCUUCGAGACCUGGGUUGAGUAUCAUCUUGCCGAUUGGAUCAGGUCUCAUCUUCACGACGAAGAUGCUUGCGGAAGACUGCGUACAAUCAUGACCAGGUACUAUAACAUCGCCAGUAGUACCUACGCUCGAGCACCUGUCGGCAUGUCCAUCAUGUAUCUUACACUCACUGAGCUUUGGAUUGCGUGCGAUAGGAUCGCCUGCACAAUCUAUCCCAUGUUGGUUGAGUACGACCCUGAGGUCGACCUGACGGAGUUUCAAUGCCUUGCGCUCCCUCUAAAGAGCCAUUUGAACCGUCUGAACGCUUCAGAGUGCUAUGUACAUUCACGGCGUCGCGCAGCAUUGCAGAAGCCCUCUGUCUAUCGACAGUUUGGACACUCGUCAUCGUUUGCUGUAAGGUAUUUCGACCAACAAGAGUCCCUCCAGGCCAUGUUGUCAAAGAUCGAAACCAAUGCAGCUGCCAAGCGCAAGCAGAAGUGUGAGGAGCUGGGGAGUCUCAAGCGUACGUAUCAACAGUAUAUGGAUCACUACAACAGCACUUCAUGCGAAACUGAGACGGUGGUCUACAACCAUAGGUUUGGCUACACGCAGGAGCGACACUCCAGAAACUGUAGGAGAUGUGCAGCAAAACACCGCGCAGACGAUCUCACCAUCCGAAUCUUUGAAUGGCCAGUCUCACCUCAGGUACCUGUAGCAAAAGCUACCGUAUUUGAGUUGAUGGUACCGGAAUCCUACAGCGACUGGCGCGAUGCCUCAGCACACUUCAUCACCACGGUUCUCGGCUACAAGGACGCGGUACAAUCACGACCAUCAUGCUCAUAUACUCUUGACAGGCACCACGAUCUGUCCCAUGUACUAUCCCCUCGAUAUUAUGAGCGACAAAUUGUUCCGCUCUCGCAAAUCAAGAGCCACACGGUCACCCAUCGGAAGCUAACGAAAGCCAUUCCUCACCUGAACGAUGACGAUGUUUGCCUAGAGAACGCCCUGGUAUACGCCUACUACGACACUUCGAACCGUAUUUUCAACACAAACAUGCCAAUCUGCACAGCGAAAGUCCCGAAGAACUGCAUGUACCCGAUGCCGGAUCGAUCAAAGGCUCUCGAACGCUUCAUGUAUCGACCGCCUACUUCGCCCGAUGGCCUGCCAGCCAAUGAAGUCAUUGCAAGCUUGUAUGAUUGUCCACUCCAUUUUUCGAUCGACGAAUACAAGGCCCUGGGCGCGCUACCGCUUGGGCAUAAUAUCAUCUAUUCAAACAUCCUCGCUCAGCUAGCGAUCCCGUCGGUUGAUUACACAAAAGUCGAGACGCAAUGUAUAGUCCUCCAGACUGUACAUCAGGCUGGCCCAUCAAAUCAUCGCAUCGAGCGUUUAGCCCAUUCUAUCCUUACAGAAUCGUCCUUUGGCCAUGCUCUGCUUGAGCAGCUUGAGAGCAACCUGGGUCGUAUCCGAGAGAACUGGGAAUCGUGGAGGGCUGCAGCAACAUUCUCUUUACUCGCUCGACGAGUAUUGAGCUUAACGUUAGCCUCAGACGUCCGUUCUCGCGCACUUGAUCACCUUGAGAGAUUGCGGAGCGUCUGUUUGAGGUGGCUUCAACGGUUGAAGCAGAGAGUGGCCGCCUCAACGGAUGAUGGUCAGCGUACAGAGCUUUACAGUCGCGCUACAGAAGUAGCGCUGUUGUGUACCUCGACCUACGACGUGGAGGAGACUGACUUCGAAACUGUUCUCCAGCAAGAUGCGGCUAUCUCAACAUUGCUUCAAUCGUCGAUCGUAGUACAGGAGCAUUGUGAGUCCAUGCAAUCAGACUUCUCUGAACUCUUCCGCAUCACACUACAGUCGUGGAAAUCGGUUAUGUAUCGCAUCCUUCCGACACUACGGAGAUGUGUCCUCACAAACGACAGUGGUCUUUCUGAUGCCAUUAAAGCCAACUGGGCCGCCUUUGAAUCGACUUCCAGUAACUCCUGGGUUUCACUCAACGGAAGCCACCAACAACACUGGAUGCUCACAACCUCUGGGUCCUUGCCAGUGCAUUUCAAUCUACUCACUGGGGAGCUGCUUGUCAAUGGCCUUCCACUCGCUCAUCUUCCGGCUGAAUACAUGCGCCACAAGAUGUAUGCGCCACUAUUCCGCAAGUCAGCCUUGGAAGUGGUACCAACGGACGAGGUUGGAUUUAUGUUCUCCGCCAAGGCUCUUUAUCACGGAUACAAGCUUCAUUUUGGCAUGAAAGGCGACGAUAUACUUUUGUCUGCCAUCCGAGAUAGCCAAAGACUCGAGUUGGUACCAUCACGUCUUUUCCAGAACCUGCUACCUCAGUCAUUGGUGACAGAUGCCGUACACUGGUAUGAUUCACAAGCUCAAGAGAUCGUAUUUCGACCCUUGUAUUCUCCAUGGUCAACCGAAGACGAUUCACGAUGGCGUCUUAUACGACGUGGAACAUCAUGGCGUUUGGUCAACAAUGAGAAAGCGAUGAUCAACGUUCGCAGUCAUACAUCUCGUAUUAUAUCGAGUAUGUUGGCACCACUCGAGAAACCGCUACACAUCCACAUAUGUGUUGUUGGCUCAGAUCACGCACCGCCCUCCUGUGUUCAGAUCGAGCUCUUGAGGCUACGGAUUUCCUUCGAAUUCAAUGAAACCGACCAUCGUGUACGCUCUAGCCAGUUUCGGGACAUGAUUAUCGACCCAGAUCAGACAAUGGGCGCCCUCGUAGGCAUGCAGAGCAGAUUGAUUUUGAGGUCUGUGGAAGGCCGGCGGAUGAUUCUUAUUCCGGAAGGAUCGUUCGAGUACGCGAAGACAUCCAUACAUCAUCCUAAAGUCAGCAUGUCAGAGGACUCUGCAGCUCGAAUUCGUGCUUACCAUAUCGACGAGACUCUUGGUCAGAUCAUCGGCGACGGAAGUCUUCGCAGUCGCUUGAUCCUUUGCUAUCUACAUGCGCUAACGUCUCACUGCCUACCCGAUCCUUUGACCGGAACUACCGGCACUGAAUCAGCAAUCUCAAUUCUCAAGUCGGCAGCGGUGGGAUCGAUUGACCUUCUUACCCAAGAAGAUGUUGGUAUACUGGAGGAUAUAGCCAGUCUCUCGGCUGUGAGAUCGUACUAUCCUUCACAUUUGAGAGUGAUGCAGAGUAUCGACUGGAACGCGAACCUUCCGUCACUGUCGCAGCAUGCCUCUUUCAGAUCCCUUGUUUCAAGCUUACUGCAUCAAGUUGCUAGAAUGCGGCUGUUCCAUCCAGAUAAGUCUGCAGUCUUCGACAUGAUCAGCCAGGCCCAGCAGAGAUUGAUGUCUUCCUCAAACACCCAUCUGGAUGAGCGGUCUACAAUUCGAACCGCCACGUAUCAGGUUGCCAGCUUCGGCGCUGAAGGAUUCACCUCUUCACAAGACUCACGUUACGACACGCGUGACAACCAAGGAACUUCCGAUAGAGGCAACCAGGUACAUGUGGCAGCCAACGUAAUCUUACAGGAUCGAUUCGCUCUCCACAGUCGUAUUACAGACCUUAAAGGCGAGCUUCUUCGAAAUCAUUUCGCCAAUGCCACUGUCUCGGGAGUGGAUAGCUCUUUCAAUCCUGGGGGCCUCCGGUACGAUUCAAAGUGGCUGGGAGCUGCAUCGGCGCUAGUCAAAGAGCAUUGGUGCACCCUACAGCGAGUUCUAGGCGGCAUGGCUGACAAAAGCAAUCGCUACGACGUGACAACAUGGCUGUGUACGAUGGCUUACGCCCAAACAUCGGACAUGGAUACCAUACAGGCUUUGGCUGCAGCUUAUAGGUUACGUGAGUUCUCGGCGGUACAGCCACCUGACGCACUAGAGUACGACCUGAACAAGGGACACAGUUUCAACAAGACAGCAAUUCGGAACACUGUGCUAAGCUACACUAAGGCGUUUACAGACUCUGAUGAGGCAAGGCUACCAAAGUGGGAUUCGGAAACUGAACAGCAGCAUCACAACAGGAUGCAAGGCGCAUUUCAACAGAAGCAAACUACCGCAGUCCAGGAAUUCGUGAACAACCUGGAUCACCAAUGGCCAGUUCAGAGUCCCACGGUACCGUCUGCAGCUGCUUGUGAAACCUACCUUAACGUUUCCGCUGCAAUGACGACUGUUCGGGAUCACUUUCAACAUUGGUUCAAUAACCGCCUGUUCAUGGAGUACCUCGGUCAACUAUCAGCAAUCAUUGCGCGACAGGCAGUGUCACAAGUGCUGGCGCCACGCUAUAUCCUCGCUCUGCCGCUAAAGAAGGACUGCCUCAGCGACACUACUCGUCACUCCAGCGCGCUGGAUAUCUUCGCUGCGAAUCUACUUCCAUCUACUGGACCUACAUCAAUAACACCUCCUUGCGAACCCAAAGUAACCACAGCGAGGAGUCAUAUAACUGAGAAGCACUACCAGAUGAGAGAGAGGCUUGAUGACUUCUGUCAAAAGAUUGGGGUAUACGCCAAGUCGAAGUGUGAGCAACAAUACGUUGAGAGUCUACAAUCAAGCUGCAAAGCCCUUGGGUUGCAUAUGAGCAGCAACGACACGCACGACGAGUUGCUUGCAGAUGCUCAAAUCCUGCUUCAAGGGUAUCUACGUAACUGCCAGGAUUAUCUCGAGACCUUCAACUCCGCAUUGAAAGGUCUUUUCCACCACGAAAUCGCUCAUCGGAUACAGCUUUCGCCACGUAUUUGUACAAAAUUCUGGUUAAGCCAACUGCACCGGGACCGUUUUGAGACACUGUCGACUCCAUGGAAGGAGACCGUCAUUCAGUAUGCGCUCGCCGUCACCAGCCUACAACGCGCUCAGAGGUUGGUCCGUUUGUCUAAUAAGCCGGUCGAUCUUCUUGACGAACUGCAUUUUUUGGGCCACACCAAUUGGGACGUGCACCAAUAUCCAGAGACCCUUCUCAUUGAGGCCGAGAGUGGCAUCCUCGUCAGAAAGGAGCAAGAGUAUAUUGCCAGCCAGAUGCGUUCACCAAAGGAUGGACAGAACAUCGUGUUGCAAUUGCUGAUGGGUGGCGGCAAGUCGACAACCAUCUUGCCCAUCCUCAGCGCUUUCUUUGGUGACAAGAAGAAACUUGUCCGGGUAGUUGUCGCAAAACCCCAGAGCAAACAGAUGCUGCAAAUGCUUAUAGCUAAGCUGGGUGGUCUAUUGAACCGAAGGAUUUACCAGAUGCCCUUCUCGCGCAACCUCCGACUAAGCGCCCAGGAUGCCCGCACCAUUCGCGAAAUUUACGAAGAGUGCAUCCGGGAGCGCGGCGUAUUGUUGAUCCAACCAGAGCACAUCCUGUCUUUCAAACUGAUGGCAGUCGAAUGUGUCCUCAUCAACCAGCCAGAAACCGCUCAAUCACUGCUGGCAACCCAGCAAUGGUUCGAUGACGUUUCGUGUGAUUGCAUCGACGAGAGUGAUGAGAACUUCUCGAUCAAAUUUGAGCUCAUUUAUACGAUGGGAUCUCAACAGUCGAUAGAGCACGCCCCUGAGCGGUGGUUGAUCAUUCAGAAUCUUCUAGCGCUUAUUCCGGUCGUGGCCAAACAGGUGAAGGAGGAACUUCCCCAAACUAUUGACAUACAAGGAGAUGGGGAUGGACGGUAUCCCAGGGUCAGGUUCCUACGACCUGACGCUGCUGAUCGAAUUCUGCGUCUGCUUGCGAUCCGGGUCGUUGAGUCGGGUAUAGGAAGUCCUUCUCGCUCGCAGUCUCCCACAAUGCAAGCAGCUAUCUUGCGCUACAUCUCCGUACUGGAGCUGGAAGCGAACGAGAUUGAGACAGUCGAACAGAGCAAGUUCUGGACUGAUACGACAAAGCCGUCACUUCUUCUCCUACGUGGUUUGUUCGCCGGUGGUGUGCUACGUUUCAUCUACAGUCAGAAGCGCUAUCGUGUGAACUUUGGUCUGGACAACUACCGCACCCCGAGCACUCGCCUUGCUGUUCCAUACCGCAGUAAGGAUGCACCUUCACCUAGAAGCGAGUUCUCUCAUCCGGACGUCGUCAUCAUCCUGACCCUUCUCGCCUUUUAUUAUAGCGGCCUGAGCGACGAUGCUCUCUUCGAUACGCUCAUACAUGUGCUGAAGUCCGAUCAAGCGAUCAUUCACUACGACGAGUUCGUCAGUACCGCGUCUUCACGUCUACCCAAGGCUUUUAGGCAACUCUCUGGAAUCAGCAUACGUGAUCGACAUCAGUGCAUCACGGAAGUAUUCCCAAGCUUGCGAUAUUCGAAGAAGGCCAUUGACUACUACCUCUCGUAUCUGGUGUUUCCGAAAGAAUUGAAGCAGUUCCCCUCCAAACUGAGCGCAAGUGGCUGGGAUUUGGCGAUAUCCAAGCCGUCCUCGACAACUGGUUUCUCCGGCACCAAUGAUACUCUGCACCUACUUCCACUCAACAUUCGACACCUGGAUCUGCCUAGCCAGCACCAUACGAACGCUCAAGUCUUAUCAUAUCUUCUGAUGGACGAGACUUCGGUGGCGGGCUUACCUGCUCGUACACAUGGUAGCGAUGGUAAGCAUCUUCUAACUUUCAUCGAGCAGUUGGAUUCAGAUAUCAGAGUUAUACUGGACUGUGGUGCCUCAAUUCUUGAAGAAAACAAUAGGGAGGUAGCUGAGGCAUGGCUGAAGCUGCGUGGAAACGACAUUCUGGCCGUUGUAUACUUCGAAGACGAGGAGCUUUCAGUCCUUGAUCGCACUGGCAAGAUUGAGUCUUUCCAGACUUCCCCAUACGCCAAGAUGCUAGAUUCCUGCGUCGUCUAUCUGGACGAGAGUCAUACAAGGGGAACGGAUAUACCCGGAUUGCCGCGACACUAUCGAGCCGCCCUUACGCUGGGCAGUCAACUGACCAAGGAUCGCCUCACACAAGCUGCUAUGCGCUUACGAAAGCUGGGAAACGGCCAGUCGGUGUGCUUUGUUAUUCCCGAGGAAAUUCGAACGAAGAUAUAUGAACAAAACGGCAAGCCAAUCGGUACUCCAAUCGAAACGUAUGAUGUAUUGGCAUGGGCCAUAGGCGAGACCUGGUCCGAUUUGAAGAGGAGCCUGCCGCUCUGGGCCGUUCAAGGCAACCGAUUCGAAAGCCACAAGCAUUUGCUGAUCGGCGGUGCUAACACGACUAGAGAUCAAGCGGAAGCUUUUCUGGAGGAUGAAGCUGCAAGUCUUGAGACUCGCUACAAGCCACGCACACCAGACCACGAAGGCUCUGCGCACCUCAGCAAUUGGGACAAGUCUAACAAGAAUAUCGUGAGUAUCGUAUCGCGGUGCCGUGACUUCGGGGCCAUGGGCUUUUCCUCUGCUGCGCUGAGUGAGGAACAAGAGCGUGAGCUUGCUCCUGAGAUCGAAGAGCAGCGCCAGGUUGAGCGCCCUCCACGCUUGAAAGCACAUGAACAUACUGUUCAUAAAGACCUCAAACACCUCUGCAACACUGGAGAAGUCGUAAUUGGUUCAAAAGCAUGGGGACCGGCGUUCCAAAAGCUCUACACAACGAGUGCCGGUAAGCUUAUCAACGUAAGCAGUUUCCCAGAUGACUUGCUGGUCACGGUAGACUUCAUGCACACCGUUCAAAUACCUCCUGGGACAACUCGAGCAUCCUUCAUCUCGGAUUCCUACCAGCGACCUGUCCAAUUCAUUGUUUCAGUGCCCAGCCAAGACAAUCCGGGAACCAUCAAGAACCUCAUCGUCAUCAGUCCUUAUGAGGCAAAUCAGUUGCUACCUUCACUUCGUCAGUCAAAGAAGGUCACUCUCCACCUCUUUGCGCCGCGGUCCAACGCCAGUUAUCCAUCGAUCGAUCAACUCAUGCUUCAUAAUGCCGGUCAUACGUUCUCGCCUGGCACCGUCUCGCGCAGCUUGACGUUGCAGUUGAACCUUUUCGCUGGAAGUCUCUAUCUUCGAUGCCUCGUUGAAUAUAGAGAGCUAUGUGAUCAUCUUGGUCUAUUGAAGGGAAAGGCAGAAGAUGGUCAGCAAGUCUAUGCAGAUGGCUUCAUCGACCCGCCAACCGGUAUCUGGGGACUUCAGCAGUCUCCUGUACCCUUCUUACGAGCUCUACUCAUGAAGAUUCGGCGUGAGGGUGAAGGUGUUGAGAAGACACACAUGGGCAAGCUCUUGAGUGGGAUCCGACUGGAGGAGAGCGACUUCGUGGAGGAAGAGUAG